UUUGACUUUCUCGCAUAUUUCUUUGUAGAGACAAAAACACCGCCUCCACCGUGUAAUAUUGUUGAUUUAAUGGCUAUGAGAUCUUGGGUGAGUCGGGCAUCCGUGACUCGUGUGAUGGACUCAACGAAUCGCGGUGCUUUCAGUCGCUUCUUCAGCGACAAAGGGCGCGUGCUCAGCGAAGAAGAACAGGCCAAAGAGAAUGUCUACAUCCAGAAAUGGGAGAGGGAAAGAUUGGAGAAACAGAAGCUGCAGGCUGGGAAGGUUAGGGCUGAGAAGGACAAAAACGCUGCUGAGAAGAACGAAGACACUGCUGAUAAGAAACCUCAAAAGGAGUGACUUUAUCAUUCUCCCAAGCCGUCAACGUCAUUUUGUGGGGAAAUAAGCAUGGCGAAUAAAACACAAUGACCCUGAGUACUGAACUUUGGUCUUUGUAUAGAGUGUGUUUCUUGUUUAUCCGUAGUUUCUUCAAUAGUGAUGGAUGAAACCAUGUCGUUGCAUCCACUGAACUUGGUAUGUUUGUUACGAUAUGAUCCUUUCCAGUUAAUUUUCACUUUCGUUUAAGGAAAAAAGUGGUAAAGUUAAUGAGUUUCA
Messenger RNA from Vigna radiata var. radiata (mung bean), 591 nucleotides. RefSeq lists its product as uncharacterized. The transcript has 3 exons. NCBI's taxonomy places the organism in Eukaryota, Viridiplantae, Streptophyta, Magnoliopsida, Fabales, Fabaceae. The coding region runs from base 70 to 336 and encodes 88 amino acids. The record is from RefSeq and is a predicted model, not a curated record.